Sphenostylis stenocarpa is the source of this 570-nucleotide messenger RNA. Lineage: Eukaryota; Viridiplantae; Streptophyta; Magnoliopsida; Fabales; Fabaceae. The record is from the annotation of a GenBank genome assembly.
AUGGCUACCAAAUUCCUCUUAUCGUUCCUUCUCAUCUCCUGCUAUGUACUCUCCAUCUCAGGAGAGGAAGAAACGGGUUUCGUGGGCUCACCAGACCCCAAGUCAUUGGGUUACAAGAAGAAGCACACUCUUAGCCACUUCAGGUUCUACUGGCACGAAAUCUUCAGUGGAAGCAACCCCUCCUCGGUUAGAGUCAUUCCACCACAACCAAAGUACAACACAACCACCACCUUCGGUUCGGUAGGAGUCUUCGACAACGUGUUGACUCUAGGACCCGAGUUGUACUCAAAGGUUGUGGGAAGUGCUGAAGGGUUGUACUCCUCCGCUUCACAAAAGGAGUUUGCCCUUUUGGUGAUUUUGAACUUUGCGUUGACCGAAGGGAAGUACAAUGGUAGCACCAUCACAUUCGUCGGGAGAAGCCCCAUCGCGCAGAAGGUGAGGGAGUUGCCUGUGAUUGGUGGCAGUGGUGUUUUCCGAUUUGCCAGGGGCUAUGCUGAGUCCAGGACUCUCUCUUUUGAUCCCCAGACGAGGAACAACACCAUUGAGUACAACGUCUAUGUUUACCACUAA